This is a messenger RNA of Melanaphis sacchari, 4430 nucleotides long. RefSeq lists its product as uncharacterized. The transcript is spliced from 13 exons. Lineage: Eukaryota; Metazoa; Arthropoda; Insecta; Hemiptera; Aphididae. The coding region runs from base 217 to 4368 and encodes 1383 amino acids. The record is from RefSeq and is a predicted model, not a curated record.
AAUCAUGGUAAUAUUUCUCGCUAGCCUUCAUAAAUAAAAUGAUACAAUAAUUUACAUUACACGUCGAAUCGAAUACAAACUACAAAGUACUAUUAUUUUUAUAAUUAACCAAUUAAAAUAAUCAAAAAUUUUCAUUCUCAACUAUUAUUUGUCGUGUCACUACGAUAAUAGUGAAUUGUAUGUUUUAAAAAAAUUUGUUCAGCAUUUAAAUAUCUUAUGGAGGACAAAUUACCACCCAAGGAAACUCAUGUUUUGACUUUGAGCGAUUUUAUUGAACGACGCAAAGAAUGGGAUCAAGAAGAUGAAUCGCGAUUAGCAGAAUAUCUUCAACAAUUGUCCAAUAAAAUAACUCAAGGUGCAAAAAAUACAUUAAAUGAAUUGGACGAUUUAGUGGCCAGCAUAGAUGACACUGCAGUUCAAAUAGCAAACAUCAAUAAUGAAUUUCAGUUAUUAGCAGAUAAACAAUUUAUAGAAAACAAAGUUCAAGACGAAGAUGAAACAGUGCAAACUAAAGUUGAAAAACCUGUGUUACGAGAAACCAAUGACGCUGAUACAUUAAUAAAUAAUAUAAAAGAAGCACUUAAAAACAGCUUUAAAGCUAUUGAUACUCACUUUGAAAAAAUUACUGUUGUAGUUAGUGAUUCUGAUGACAAUGAUGAUGAACUUAGAAAUGAAGAAACUAUUUUAAGGCCAAAGAUAUUUUACAAAAAAUUAAAUCUUCCUUCUUUAAGUGGUAAUACAUUAUCUGAAAUUGUCGUAGAUAAUGCUAUGUUUUCAGAUUCAGAUUCUGAUGUUGAACAACCUACAAAUACAUUUAAAGAUCAGGAAUCAUUAUCUAGCAAUGAUGUACCUGAAGAAGAUGUAUAUUCUAUUAGUGAAUCAAAAAAUACAUAUGAACCUAAUUCCGAAUUAAUAGGUGCCAAUAACAUUUAUUUUGAAUCAGAAAAACCGAAGUCUAAAAAUAUUCCCACUUAUGUAGAUGAUGGUAAAGAUGAUCUGUUUACUCCACCACCUUUAAUUAAUGACGAUGAAGAUGAAAAUUUAGAAAAUGAAUAUAAUAUAUUUGGUAAUGGUAGUAGUAAUAUGUUUGGUGAAAAAAAUUUGUGGGAUGAUAUUGAUGAUGAUGACAAUGAUGAUUUUUCAAAUGAACCACCUUUACCGAUAUAUUCAGACAAACCACCUCUGCAAGAACCUAAAUCUUAUACUCAAGUAAAGGUUGAAGCACCAAGUAUACAACAAACACUGAAUGAUGAAUUGCGAAAACGAUUCCAAAAAGAUAGUACAUCUUCUCAGUCAGAUAAUUUAAAUGCCAUAUCGUCAAAAACAAAAUUACCCAAAGGAGCUGUUAAUAUUCUUGGCGGAACUGAUAUAAAACCAUACAUUUCUAGUCCUGCUUCAAACAUAAAACCAUCAAUAAUACCUGAAAUAAGUAAAAAAAUGGCUAUAACACAAAAUGAUACAACUGAAGAUUUUAAUACUUCGAAUAAAGUUGUUGACGAUUUCAAUUCAAAUUCAGUUACUAUAGCACAUAAAGAGUUAAUAAAAGAAACUAAACCAUUAAAAAAACGAUCGCUCUUUGAUCAAGAAUCAGAUGAUGAUGAUUUGUUUACCAAAAAAACAGUUACAGUUUCUUCAACAUUAAAAUCAAAUAUUUUAGAAUCUAAAGAAAGUUUGACAAAAGAUAAAAUUUUGUCGAGAAACUUAUUUUCAGAAUCAGAUUCAGAUGAAGAUUUUAUGGAUUCAAAACUGAAAACAAAAGCUAAUUCUACUAUUGAUAAUAAUUCUACAAAACUUUUAGACUCUUCAUCUGAUGAUGAUUUAUUUAGUAAUAAAUCUAUCAAUAAAAUAAUACCAAAACAAAUAUCUGUUGUAAGUUCUUCUCCAAUACAUGUUGAAGAUGUUAAAGUAUUAAAUAAAUCAAAUGAAAUAAAACAUUUAUCAAAACUCCCAAUAGAAAAAGAUAAAGUUAAAGAUACAUUAAAUAAGGAAAUUACUGAUAAAUUAAAAAAGGAUUCAAUAAAUCCUAGUGUGGCUGAUAAUAAAGUUACAGAAGAAGAAUUUUUACCAAAUGAUAACACUUUAAAUAGCAAUACUAUAGAAUCUCUGAACAAUAAUAACAUAAUGAUACAAAGUAACCAAAAGCCUUCAAAUUCACAACAGGCAAAAAAGUUAAGUAAUUUUUUUUCAUCGGAUGAAGACGAUUUGGAUGAGGAUACAUUGUUUAAUGUUAAUAAACCAAAUAAAAAUAGUAUUAAAAAAGAUCAACUAAUUUCUAAUGCAAGUGAAAUUGGUCAAAUUACAAAUCCCGAGGUUCGUGGACUGAAAAAAGACUUAUUUGAUUCUUCUUCUGAUGAUGAUCUAUUUGUUACUAAUAAACCAAAUUAUAGUCAUACAUUUUCAAAACAUAGAAAACAAUCUAGUUUUAAUGAAAUUGGAAAUAAAGAGAUUGAUGAUUGUGCCAUAACGAAUAAAGCAACAAAUAUUGAUAAAAUAAGUCAAAUGGGAAAUGACAUUGAUAAAAAUAAUACAAAAAAUUUUAGUCUACUGUCUGAUGAUGAAGAUGAAAAUUAUUUGUCCUUUGAUAAAAACAUUUCUGAUGCUUUUAUUAGUUUAUCUAAUAAUCAAAAUAUAAAUGAAAAUAUAUCAACUAUUAGUUUGUCAUCUGAAGAAUUUUUAAGCCCAAAAAUGGAUCAAAACAAUCAAGAUAUGUUUCAGAAUACAGCACCUGAUAGCUUACAAGAUAGUAAGAAUCGUGAUUUAUUCAGUCAAAAAGAGAUUCAUAUGCCUAAAAAUGAAAUAAUGUCAAAUGAAAAUACAAUCCAUAGUAAUAAAAUUUCCACAUUAUCAAGUAAUGAUGAACAAAAAUUAAUUCUUAGUUCACAAAUUCAAAAUGAGAAUUCUAAUAAAGAAACUAAAAUGAUUUCUCCAACAUCAAAUUUUUCAACGGGAAAUUUACUUAAUAAUAAAAAUCAAGAACCAUUGAAAAAAAAAGAUUUAAAUGCAUCCAAUAUUAUGACAGUAUCUAUUUCUUCAGAAAACACAAUUCAGAGCAUCGAAAAUCCUAUUUUCAUAAGUAGUGAUGAACAACAAUUUAAUUCAAAUACUCAAAAUGUGAAUACUAAUCAAGAAAUUGACGUAAUUUGUCCUACAUCAGACUUGUCUUUAAAGGAUUCUAUUGAUGGAUCUUCUCUCAGUUUGCCAAAUUCAAGGAAUGAAACUCUAAAAAAACUUCCAGGAAAAUUAAAUAAAAAUGCUGGUGCCUUUAUAAAUGUUGCUAGUCUACUUCCUAAUUCUAAAAGCCCAUUGAAAAUAUCUGAUAUUCCUCGAUCAGUUUCAUUGGAUGAAAAAAAUGAUACCUUACCAACUGAUGGAACAAAACUUUUCAGUGCUGAAAAAGAAAGAGCUAGAAUUCAAGUAAAAAGACGUCCUCAAAGUCGAAAAGCUAGAAUAGCUGCUGCUCGAAUGUCAUCUAUAGAUAUUGGUUCUGCAACAAACUUUGAAGAAUCAUCUCGCCUAUUUGUUUCAACAUCUAAUUUAGAUGACUAUCAAUCUAGUCCAAUAUUAAAUAAUGAAUGUACAGAUGUAGAUUCUUCAAAUGAAGUUAAAAAUAAAAUUGUUGAAAAUGAUGAAAAAAUAGAAUCAAAAAAUAAGCUAACAAAAAAUUUAUUUGAUGAUGAUUUAGAUCAAUCCAAGUCAAUUCAACAAGAGUUUGAUAAAAAAGAUAGUAAUUAUAACAAAAAUAUAAUAUUGAGUGAAGAACUAUUAGAAUCUAAUAAAUCAGUACAAGAACAACUCCCUGUAAUUGAAUCAAAUCAUAAAAAACUUCUAGAAAAUGAACCAGUUAAAGAAAAACAAUUGGAAACUGAACUAAUAAAAAAAAAACAACCAGAAAUUGAUUCAAUUAAUGAAAAAGUUUCAGAAAUUGAACGAACACAUGAAACACAAGUUAAAGUAUUCAGUAUGAAAGAAUUAGAAGAAAAUAAAUCUAAAUCUAUGAUUUCAAAUACUUUGUUACUUCAGAAAUCUAAUUCUUUAUUUGAUGAUGAUGAUGAUGAUGAUGAUGAUCUAUUCUCUCGGAAAUCUGGUAAAGUAAAUAAAACAAUAUCAAAUAUAUUUGAUAGCGAUGAUGAAUUUGAAUUUAACCAAAAAUUUACAAAAAAGAAUUCCGAUAAAACAAAGUCUAUAUUUGGUGAUGAUAGUGAUGAUGAUCUAUUUAACACGCCCAAAAAACCUUCAGGAAGUAAUUUAACUUCUCAAAAAUCGAUUGAUAAAUUAAAUCAGCGACAAAAUCGUUCUAGUGGUGAUGGAUAUGUAAAACUUGCUGCCGAAAGUGUUGCUGUUAAUCCAUUAGAAUCUAAGAAAAACUAAAAUUAUUGAAUAUGUUAAUUCUAUUUUGUAUUUUAUGUGUCUACAACUUUUAUAUCGUUUUU